UAAUCAUUUUCAUAUGAUUCAUUUACAUGUGAUUCAUUUUCAUGUGAUUCAUUUACAUGUGAUUCAUUUUCAUGUGAUUCAUUUACCUUUUCUCUUCUCUCCUCCCUGCCCUUUCCCAAAUAUUUCAUUGAGACGAAGAAAAAAAACCCCCCAAAAAACAAACAAAAAAACAAAACACGUUUUGAUGUUUCAAAUAUUUAAAAACCUUAGAUCUCUUGACAGGAUUACCUCUGACGUUCCAACAAAUAAAUCUUAAAGGCGUGCCUGUCCCAGCCAGAGUGGGACCCCCCCAUGAAUUCCUCCUUUUAACAUGCUGAUAGUAAAGCAGCUUGUACAUGUCUUUUGGGUAUCAACGUGUUUGCACAUGUUUUUACAUGCCAUUUUAGUCUCAACGGACAAACAGUUUAUUCAAUGUCUGAGAAGGAAGUCGUUCAUUGACUAUAAAUCUGAUAUGGCUGAUAGCAUCUAUGCGUUCUUUAGAUUAUACAUGCAUUAUGAGCGAGUUUCUAAAUUGAAACCUGUACAGCUAAGUUCGUGCCAGAAGUGCUGAUAUCAUCACAUCAUUACAUCACAAAGAUAUUUAAUACUAGCAUAUGGCAUCUGCAUGUACACAGUGAGGCUUUUACAACACUGUAAAACUGGAUAGUUCAUUUAACUCAAACAUUUGAGGAAACUAAUGACCUCAAAAUUUUUAAGGUAAUUAAAUUUCUUUAAGCCAAAUACACUUAAAUAUAACAAAAAUUUAACUCAAACUUUGUCAUUUAAAAUUAAUUUUUGUUAUAUUGAAGUGUAUUUGGCUUAAAGAAAUUGAUUUAUCAACUUAAACAUUUUGAGGUAAUUAGUUUCCUCAAAUGUUUUGAGUUAAAUGAACUUAUCCGGUUUUACAGUGCAAUAUGUAAGUGGAAAAACCUAAUAUAGGUAAGAUAUAGCGGCUCUCGAGAUGCUGUAAUUGGCUACCACUAGCACGGCAUCGUCUUGGAAUAUCUUAACAAUAUAAAUUCUUUUUUCUUAAAUAUCGAGUACUACUCCAGGAAUGUCAUCCCUGUAGUGCUGGAGUAUAACCAUGGCCUUAAACAGGAUAAAAAUGAAUUCUAUAGCAGGAGGCUUUAAUCGUGUCCUCAGUUCAACCAAGCAGGAGUCAUACUAAUUCCACUUUUUAAAGCAAUUGAAUCAAUUUUAAUGUAAAGUUGACUGGAGACUCUGAUCACACACAUAACCCUGCUCUAUGUCAUCAUAUUCAUCGUGUACCAGAAUUUCUAUCAAGUAUAGUUGUCUAUAUAGAACCAUUGCUCUGCAUUGUACUUUGCAUUGUGUUCUUGGAGUCUUUUUACUUCCUCUUGUUUUGCAAAUUACCCGUAAUAACAUGGUGAACCCACAGGAUAAAAUAUUGAGGCCAUGAGAUAAAUAUAUUGAUGUUAUGAGAUAAUAUAUUGAGACCUAUAAGAUAAUAUAUAAUAAUAUUUAAGCCACAAGUCGGUAUCUUGAGGCCACAAAUGAAUAUAUUGUGGCCAUGAGUUAACAUUGAGGCUAUGAGAUAAUAUUUAGAGGCAAAAAAGAAAAAAAAAAGUAGUGGUCAUGAAAUUCUAUAACUUGAGCCUCCAAUGAAGUAUUUUGCAGGAACAUGUGAAAAAGUCUAUUUGCUUUGAGAAUUUGCUUAAGCUGGUGUGGGCUAAUGUUACAUCCUUGUCACAAGGGCAGUGACUCCAGCAUCUAUUUAUGCAUCGUUCCAAGAAAAUAAAGUAUAAGAUUAUUAAUCAUCUCCAUGUGUGCUAUCCUGUGAACACAUCAGUCUAAUUCAUUAGGUUUUUCUGUCUCAGGCAUUUUACUAUGAAUGUGAAUGAGACAUAUCAUAUGAAGCAGGCUACUGCACCAUUUAAAGGAGUCUGCCUUUAAAAUCUGUUAACAUUCGACUAUAAUCCAUAUUUAUACUGUUAAUCCGUCCCAGGGUUUAGAUUGACUUGUACAGUUCCUAUUUGUGGUAUGUUGUAAAUUUACAAAAUGUUUUUUGGAUUCGCAUGUUUCUGUUUGGUUGAAAAUAACUCUUCUGGCAACAUGACAAAGCCCCACCUUACGAAAGCUUCCCUUUUAAGCACGGCGUCUUGUUAGAAUACACAGUCUGCUUUCACAAUCUUUCUUGGGCUGACGAGAGACGCUCAUGACAUUCCUCAACAUGACAACUGAAAAGAAUUCUGAUUAUGGCAACCUAACAAAUAAUAGUUUCUCAGUCUGCAACAACAACAUAAUGGACUUCAGCCGAGUCUUCCUACCUACCCUUUACAGCAUCGUCUUCAUCUUGGGGUUAAUUGGCAAUGGCCUGGUGCUAUGUGUCCUGGUCAAGUACCACAAAAGUUCCAACAUGUCAGAUCUGUGUCUCUUCAACCUGGCUAUUUCAGACCUCCUCUUCCUGAUCUCAUUGCCUUUUUGGGCUCACUACGCUGCCAUCUCUGAGUGGACCUUCGGGGACUUCAUGUGUCAUGCAGUGACAGCGCUCUACAUGCUGGGAUUCUAUGGAAGUAUCUUCUUCAUGAUCCUCAUGACCAUUGACCGCUACACUGUCAUUAUCCACACUUACACCUCCCUCUUCUCCAAGCACCGGUCUGUCAGAUCUGGCAUAGCCCUGGCUUUGUUUAUAUGGGCACUUAGCUUGGGAGCUUCUCUGCCAAACAUCAUUUUCUCUCAAGUGAAGAAUGAAUCACAUGGAUGGACAUGCAAAGAGGAAUAUCCGGAAGGAUCAGCGUGGAAGCCAUUCUCUUACAUUGAGCUGAACAUCCUCGGCUUGAUCAUUCCUCUCUCGGUGAUGGUGUUCUGCUACUCGCGCAUCAUCCCCAUCUUAAUGACGAUGAAAUCUCAGAAGAAACACAAAGCUGUCAAGCUCAUGCUGGUCUUAGUCAUUGUUUUCUUCCUAUUCUGGACGCCCUACAACAUCGUCAUCUUCCUGAUGUUCCUGCAUCACUUGGGCUACAUGAGCACCUGUCAGUGGUAUCAGGACCUGAGCAUGGCUAUGCAGUGGGUGGAAACCAUAGCGUUCAGUCACUGCUGCCUCAACCCCAUAAUCUACGCCUUUGUGGGGCAGAAAUUCAGAAAUUUAUUUCUAAAGAUCCUGAAAGAAUGGUUUCCUCUUUGCUUUGGGCAUUGCAUAACAACUGAGUUCUCAGAGAGGAGGACCAUUAGGUUCUUACACACCUCAGUGAUUUCCAGCUCAAAGUCAAAUUCAAUAUUAUGGAAAAUAACUGUUCUGGCAACAAGACAAAAGCCCCACCUUAUGAAAUCACAGCUCAGCCUUUUGAUAUGUAACAACCUUCACAGCUUGUUUCACAGUUACUCUCGGAAGACUGCAACAUGGCUGCGAUGUACAGCAAUGUGACAAGUAGGUAGAACUUUUAGUCCUUCAGUUCCGUUAUUGUUUCUCCAAUCAGUAAAGCAUGUCUAAACUCUCUCGUGCCUGUACAAACUGUCACUGGGUUCUUUGUCUCUCUGAAAAGGUAGUUUAUAUAUUUUUUAUUUAGUCUUUAUACCUUACUGACUGUAUACAUUGUUUGACAUUUGUAUCCUUCUAUGCUGUUUCGAGUAGAUUAUUAAUCAAUGCAUGAACAAUUAUCCAUGAACUUGUACAAACACCUUGUAAUUUGUGUCUGUGAAACUCAGAAUUAAAUGAAUGUGCAGCGAUUUGUACAAAUAAAGACACAUUUGUGAAUACAAACGUC
Molecule: messenger RNA, 3704 nt
Organism: Ictalurus punctatus (channel catfish)
Lineage: Eukaryota; Metazoa; Chordata; Actinopteri; Siluriformes; Ictaluridae
Product: C-C chemokine receptor type 5
Exons: 3
Coding region: 2156-3364 (402 amino acids)
Biological process (GO): G protein-coupled receptor signaling pathway; chemotaxis; immune response
Cellular component (GO): membrane
Molecular function (GO): chemokine receptor activity
Source: RefSeq, a predicted model, not a curated record